CUGAUUGAUAAUAGGGAGAAACCAGGUAAUUUUAGGAAAUAAAAAGUCACAAAAUAACAACUUAUUUAAUUUGGGUGUCACAUUAUCUUCCCAGGUAAUCUGGAGUUCUCAAAAUGUUUGCCAAGGCAACAAGGAAUUUUCUUCGAGAAGUCGAUGAUGGAGGCAACCUGAUUGCAGUAUCGAACCUGAAUGACUCAGAUAAGUUGCAACUUCUCAGUCUGGUGACCAAAAAAACCAGAUUCUGGUGCUGGCAGAGACCCAAAUACCAGUCUUUAUCCGUCACCCUUGGAGAUGUGCUUACGGAAGACCAAUUUCUGAGUCCAGUGGUCGUGGAGUCGGACUUUGUGAAAUAUGAGGGCAAGUUUCAAAACCAUGUGAGUGGGACCGUCGAGACGGCACUGGGGAAAGUCAAGCUGAACGUUGGAGGCAAAGGCCUGGUGGAGAGUCAGUCUUCAUUUGGAAACCUGAGGAAGCAGGAGGUGGACUUGCAGCAGCUCCUUGGACAUGCCGUUGACAGGAAGAUCAACCUGAAAAGCCCUGUGCUGCAGCAGGUGCUGGAGCAGCGGAACGAGGCCCUGUGCGUCCUGACGCAGAAGAUAGUGACGACGCAGAAGUGUGUGAUAUCCGAGCACGUCCAGAUCGAGGAGAAGCUGGGCGGCAUGGUGGGGAUCCAGACCAAGACGGUGCAGGUGUCGGCCACGGAGGACGGGACCGUGGUCUGGGACAGCAGCGUGGUGCUGGAGAUCCCGGCUUCCACCACCAUCGCCUACGGUGUCAUCGAGCUGUACGUGAAACGGGACGGCCAGUUUGAAUUCUGCCUCCUACAAGGGAAGCACGGCGGCUUCGAGCACGAGAGAAGCGACUCUAUCUUCCUGGACCCCUGGCUCUUCCGAGAGUUUGCGUUUGGGGACAUGCCAGAUGCUGGGCAAGGGCCGUCUGCCCCGGAUGGACCGCUGAGUGUUUUAAAUCAAGCGACUCUGCCCCUGGAGAGGAACUUCCAGCCCUUCGUGCAGCUGCCGGAGCAGCAGCGGACGGCGCUGAGCGGUGCCCUCCAGGCGGUGCUGUCCGAUGAGGAGCUGCUCGCGGUCCUGGAACAAGUGUGUGACGAUGUGAUCAGUGGCCUGUCGCCCUCCCUGGAGAUCCUGGGGGAGCUGAAGCCCCCCCAGAGGCAGGACCUCACGGCCUUCCUGCAGCUGGUGGGGUGCAGUGUGCAGGGCGAGUGUCCAGGCCCGGAAGUCAGCAACCAGAAGCUCUUUUCUGCAGCCUACUUCUUGGUCAGUGCACUAGCAGAAAUGCCAGAUAAUGCAGCAGCUCUGCUGGGCACCUGCUGUGAGCUCCACAUUAUCUCUACGAUAUGUCACCUGCUCCGUGCACUGUCUGUUGAUGGAGAAUCUGAUCUGGAAGACACAGCCCUGGCUCCCCUGAGAGAUACGGAGAGGUUUGCGAUUGUGCAGCGCCUGCUUGCCACGGCCGGCAUUAACCUGGAACGACGACAGUCAUCUGUCAGAGCUGUCACCUGCAGAGUCCCUAACGUUUUCCCACUCGUUCUUUAUCCUGGACUAUCUCCCUGGUGCCUCUGGAUCCAUCGCUAAUAUCCACUGGGGACCUGAAGCCACUCUGUUUUCCCUUAGCAAAUCGUAGCUAAGCCCUCCUGCGAGAACUGUCCAGCUCAGGGGCAGGGAGCAGAGGACAAGGGGCAGCUGUUGGAGAGAGACAUGUUCCUCAGCACCUGCUUUUUGUCGUCAUCUCACCAUCAUCUAUCUACUUCUCCCCUUCCUGCUCUUAAGAUUUUCAUUAAUGCUAAUGAAGCGAUAACCCUUCCAUCACCUAUUAAAAAUGAGACUAAGCCUUAUGCAAGUACUAAGGAUACAGAAUUGUCCACUGUGGUGGCAACGGCCUAAAAAAUAAGCACCUUAUGCGCAAAUUGGAAAGGAACACGCCAAAGUGGAAAUAGUGGUAAAGUGGUGGCACAAUCCAUGCCUUUUGUCUGGUUUUCUGAAAUAAAAUAAACAUACAGAACAAACUGGAGACAGAAUGUGUAAUAUGAGUCCAGUUGUAUGAAAAACCAAUACACAUGUAUUGCAACACGUGGGAACCUCACAAGUUCACUAGAAACCCAACAGGGCUCCUUUGGGACAGAGGAUUGCGAGGUUGGGGCAAAAGGUGGGGAAGGGGGUGGUUCACCCCUCUAUUCCUGUUAGAAUUUUGUAUGUAUUAUCCUCUAAAUAAAUAAUAAAACCAAAACCAAAACACACACGAAAGACAUGACUUCAGAGAGAAAGAGAUGCCAUCCCAGCAAGUGUCAAAAGCUUGGGUUAUAUCAAACAGGCAACUAAGGCAUUUUAGCUGUUUGCACACUUGUCCUAACACUGGCCAGUUACCCUGCUGGAUUGUGCUUUAAGACUUAGCUAUUGAGAGGGAUGUAGCCUUAGGCUGCGACAGGUGUUCCUGGCCCCCCAGUUUCUGCUGGGCUGCUUGGCAGACGUCUGCCGGGACCGGGUGGGCAAGGUGGUGCUGGGCAUGCUUGAGGGAGGGUGACACUGGACCUCCAACUGGCAUCCUCACCCUUAAAUAGGGUUAGUCAUUUAAAAUAUACCUUUAUGGCCCUAGCCCGUUUGGUUCAGUGGUUAGAGCAUCAGCCCGAGGACUGAA
Messenger RNA from Miniopterus natalensis, 2652 nucleotides. It is a transcript of the gene GSDME, whose product is annotated as gasdermin E. The record is from RefSeq and is a predicted model, not a curated record. Gene Ontology annotation, cellular component: cytoplasm. Gene Ontology annotation, biological process: programmed cell death. Lineage: Eukaryota; Metazoa; Chordata; Mammalia; Chiroptera; Miniopteridae.